This is a messenger RNA of Cyprinodon tularosa, 1435 nucleotides long. RefSeq names its product DIM1 dimethyladenosine transferase 1-like (S. cerevisiae) (gene dimt1l). Gene Ontology annotation, molecular function: rRNA (adenine-N6,N6-)-dimethyltransferase activity. The transcript is spliced from 12 exons. Gene Ontology annotation, biological process: rRNA methylation. Bases 144 to 1064 code for a protein of 306 amino acids. NCBI's taxonomy places the organism in Eukaryota, Metazoa, Chordata, Actinopteri, Cyprinodontiformes, Cyprinodontidae. The record is from RefSeq and is a predicted model, not a curated record. Gene Ontology annotation, cellular component: mitochondrial matrix.
CCACUAGAGGGUAGCAUUGAGCUCUCAGAUUUUAAGACAUCCUGUCGGUGAAGAAGAAAAACACACGUGUGGUUAGAGUAGUUUUUAAAACCUGUUAAAAUCCUAAACAGUUUGAGCUAUUUGGCUGCAUUUUAAGGAGAAUAAUGCCAAAGAUUAAGGCAGAGAAGAAAAGCAGACAACACCAAGAUGUUAAAAGCCAAGGGAUCAUGUUCAACACUGGCAUUGGUCAGCACAUCUUGAAGAAUCCAUUGAUCGUCAACGGUAUAAUCGAGAAGGCUGCCCUCAGGCCGACAGAUGUGGUUCUGGAAGUUGGACCCGGUACUGGAAACAUGACUGUAAAACUGCUGGAAAAGGCAAAGAAGGUGGUGGCCUGUGAGUUGGACUGCAGAUUGGUUGCUGAGCUUCAGAAACGAGUGCAGUGCACGCCUUUGCAGAACAAGCUUCAGAUAUUAGUCGGCGACGUCCUAAAAACAGAUCUCCCUUUCUUUGAUGUCUGUGUGGCUAACUUGCCUUACCAGAUUUCCUCACCGUUUGUCUUCAAGCUCCUUCUUCACCGACCGUUCUUCAGGUGCGCUGUGCUGAUGUUCCAGAGAGAGUUUGCCAUGCGGCUGGUAGCCCAACCUGGAGACAAGCUGUACUGCAGGCUGUCUAUCAACACACAGCUGCUGGCCCGCGUGGAUCACCUCAUGAAGGUAGGGAAAAACAACUUCCGUCCUCCGCCUAAAGUGGAGUCGAGCGUCGUCAGGAUAGAGCCCAAAAAUCCUCCUCCUCCUAUUAACUUUCAGGAGUGGGACGGUCUGGUGAGAAUCGCCUUCGUACGGAAGAACAAAACCCUCAGUGCGGCUUUUAAGUCUACUGCAGUGGAGCAGAUGCUUGAGAAGAACUACAGAAUACACUGCUCUCUGCAUAACAUAGAAGUUCCAGCUGACUUCAGCAUCAGCAAGAAGAUCGACAGCGUUCUGCAGGAGGCUAACUUCAACGAGAAGAGGGCCAGGUCCAUGGAUAUCGAUGACUUCAUGGUGCUGCUGCAUGCAUUCAACGCUGCAGGAAUCCACUUCUCAUGAAGAGCAGAACCGUAAAUGAAUAAAACUAAUGGACUCAUCUAACAUCUUCUACAGAUGGUCUACCAAGACAUGGAUUUCCAUAAAUGGUGAAUGUUUGAAUGGAAACUUGCUGCGGCUCAUAUUGAGCACGGUUUUAAGCUGGAUGUAUAACGAAGGCAUAGAGAACCCUUUGGUCAGAGGAGAUGAGUAAUUUAUGGAAAACAUACACCAGCUUUCUCAUGUUCCUCAGUUUGAAGUCUAUUGAAAUAAAUUCUGCAUCAACAACGUUUUAAUAAAACCGGUCUUUUUUUUGCUGCGUUAUUAUAGAGAAAUGAAUCAAACAUGUAUAAGUGGUUCCUGCGCAGCAUUAAAAAGUAUGGAGUUGGAUUUAA